Molecule: messenger RNA, 3345 nt
Organism: Closterium sp. NIES-65
Lineage: Eukaryota; Viridiplantae; Streptophyta; Zygnematophyceae; Desmidiales; Closteriaceae
Source: the annotation of a GenBank genome assembly
AUGCCGGGCGAGCCCUUUUUCCUGAUAGCGGGGCCGAACGUGAUCGAAUCGGAGCAGCACACGCUCCACAUGGCACGGGCUAUCAAGGAGGUCGCUGACAGCCUGGGUCUGAGGUUCGUUUUCAAGGCCAGCUUUGACAAGGCCAAUCGCACGUCAGUGGAUGCGUUCAGAGGGCCAGGCAUGGAGCAGGGGCUUAAGUCUGACUCACAUUAUGAUGUUAUUUUACCCUUUGAUUCCGUUUAUACUUCAAUCUCACAUUCCUUUUUUCCACCCUCCCCCUUCCUCUUCUACACCCUCCUACCGCUCCCUGCUGUUGUGCAUCUUCUGUCUGGGAGUGGUGCAACAGAUCCUGGAGCAAACGGACCUUUUCAUUCACCUCCUCCUCUUCGCCAUUCAAACCCAAUCCCUGCUACUCCUUCUGUCCUUCCUCUCCUUCCUCUCCUUCCUCUCCUUCCUCUCCUUCCUCUCCUUCCUCUCCUUCCUCUCCUUCCUCUCCUUCCUCUCCUUCCUCUCCUUCUCUCCUUCCUCUCCUUCCUCUCCUUCCUCUCCUUCCUCUCCUUCCUCUCCUUCCUCUCCUUCCUCUCCUUCCUCUCCUUCCUCUCCUUCCUCUCCUUCCUCUCCUUCCUCUCCUUCCUCUCCUUCCUCUCCUUCCUCUCCUUCCUCUCCUUCCUCUCCUUCCUCUCCUUCCUCUCCUUCCUCUCCUUCCUCUCCUUCCUCUCCUUCCUCUCCUUCCUCUCCUUCCUCUCCUUCCUCUCCUUCCUCUCCUUCCUCUCCUUCCUCUCCUUCCUCUCCUUCCUCUCCUUCCUCUCCUUCCUACUCUCCACCCCCCCAUCACCACACGCACAGUGCGAGCCAGUGGCCAGGGUGGUGGACGUCAUUCAGAUCCCGGCUUUCCUCUGCCGACAGGUGGUGGUGGCAGCAGCAGGGAAGGUGAGGGCGGUGGGCAAUCCCCAUGUGAUGCUGCCAGGAGGAGGCCUGGCGAGUGGAGGGCAGAGGCAUCUCAUCCCGGCUGUGGCGCGGGCAUGUGUGGCGGUGGGCGUGGACGGCGUAUUCAUGGAGGUUCACGACAAUCCCGAGGCUGCUCCUGUGGAUGGCCCGACCCAGUGGCCACUUCAUCUGCUGCGGCCAUUGUUGACGGAAAUGAUUGCCAUUGCUGUACUCUGCACGCCUGGCGACCACGUGCUAUCUGGUGGCCUGUCAUCUACGAACCAUGUUGAAAUCAACCACUACCAGUACUCUUCACUGCUUCCUUCGUUUCUCCCCUUCUUCUCCUUCUGCCCCUGCAUUUCACCCUCCCGCCCUUCCCCCUUCCCCACCUCCCCUUCUCCCCGCCCCUCCCAUCCCCACCAACCACUUCCCCUCCCCGCGCCCACUGUUCUCCGCUCAUCAGCCCCAAUCACUCCAGCGCACGCAAUUCAAGUCGACCUGGCGGAAACCAAGUUACCACUAUCUCCGUGGGAGCAGGCUCGCGAGGCGAUCAGCCUCGCGAAAUCCAAGCUACCCAAGUUACCACGAUCGUCGCCGUACGAGCGCGAGUGGGCGAAGUAUCGCCAGCGCGACGGGCUGCUUUCGCUGGACUACGUGAAAUCGUUGCAGGCGAGGACGAAUGCAGCCAAAAAGAAGAGCGGCAGCAGCGACGUCUUUAAAGUCGUUUUUUGUUCCAACACGCCCACGCCCCCCGCCCAGGAGGGAAAUCUCUUCACCAACCCCAGCAUAGCGAACGGCACCACUGGCUGGCAAGGCUUUGGGUACGCGCCGAUUAAAGCCAUGGUCAACGCGACAGCGCCCACGCCCUACUCGUACCUGGUGGCAUACAACCGCUCGUACACGUAUGCGGGGCCCAAGCAGAGCGUGCGGGACGUGCCUGCGGCGGCUUACGAGCUGGCGAUCUGGGUGAAGCUGGACGCGGGGGAGCGGCAGUACGUCACUGCAUCGGCCAAGAUCAACAACAAGUAUUUGUGCAUCGGAGGGGCGAACGCACGGUCCACGUGCUGGACGAAAUUAACGGGGGGAUUUACCCUGCACGAGCCGGCCGCUGAGGUGGCGGUGUAUGUGCAGGGCGCAGCGGUGGGGACCCAGAUCUGGGUGACGUCAGCAUCGCUUCUGAAAGUGGAUAUGAACAUGUGGCGGAUCCGACAGAACGAGAACAUUAAGAAGUACCGCAUGCGGCCUGUGCGGCUGUCAAUUCAAGGGCUGGGGCUUGGCCUGGUGCCGGCACGUGUGCAGAUCGACCAGGUCUCUUCAGAUUUCCCCUUUGGCGCCAAUGUGAACGGUGCAAUUCUAUACGACACAGCGUACCAAGAGUGGUUCCUCAACCGAUUCAACUGGGCAGUGUUCAACAACGAGGGCAAGUGGUAUUUCAACGAGAGGAGGGAGGGAGUAGAGGACUACAAUGUGACAGAUGCGCUGGUGGAUUGGUUCAUCCAGAGGAACGUGAGCGUGCGCGGUCACAACAUCUUCUGGGCUGUUGAGAAGUUUGUUCAAACAUGGGUCAAGAAUCUAAACGACACUGCUCUAUGGGCAGCCAUGCAACGACGCAUGGCCAGUGCGGUCACCCGCUAUCAAGGCAAGGUGCAGCACUGGGAUGUCAUCAACGAGCCUCUGCAUGGCAACUACUACGGGCAGCGCCUGGGGGAGGACAUUCACUCGUGGAUGUUCAAGGCCGCGCGGGCGAUUGAUCCGAAUGUGCGGCUGUUUCUGAAUGAUUAUAACACGGUGGAGCAGUGUGACCGAGGGGCCAACCCAGAGGUGUACCUCGAGAAGGUGUGGAAUCUCAACGCAACUGGGGCGCCAGUCACAGGCAUAGGCGUCGAGGCUCAUUACAGUGGAGAGCCGCAGCUGGUUCGCUUGAAGCACGACCUGAAUCGCCUGGCAAUGGCCAAACUCCCCAUCUGGCUGACAGAGCUCGAUUUCAGCGAGGUGGAGUCGGAUGAACAACGAGCCGACUAUCUCGAGGCGGUGAUGCGGGAGGCCUUCUCGCAUCCCUCGGUGGCGGGCAUGGUGCUGUGGUCGGCAGGGCGGUCCACGUGCGAGUUCUACAAGGACAUUGACUCGGGCAUGUGCAACGCCUGUGACGCUUGCCUGGCGGAUUCAAGCUUCACAGAUAACGAGGCGGGGAAAAGGUUUGUGCGCCUGCGCAAGGAAUGGAGCACCCACCUGGGCAGAGUGAUCUGGCUCGGCCGAACCAUGAAACUCAGCCCGUUUCCCAAACCAAGGUACCAAGCUUUAAGAGCUGAGUGGAGCACUCACUUUGCAAGGCGAUCCCGGCUAAACUCGCCCCUCUCCUUCACAGCGUUCCAGGGCAGCAUUUCUACGGCAAGUGGGCGGCUCAGCAUUGCGCGGCAG